AUGUCUACAGCCAUUCACCUAAUGCCAGCUCACCUUUUGUCUUUCACCUCGACCGCCUAUUCACCUGUGGACAUCGAUCAUCACAUCGAUCGCGCGAUGAAGACCGACCACGGCGCAGGUCCCGCUCCCCACAUCGUGAAGAAAGACGUCGACGAGAUGAAGAUCCCGAACGGACUGCUGAGCGCAGCAGCCGCCACGCCGAACGUAGCAGUCGAUAUGACGAGCGCGACCCCCCCCGGGUACGCAAAUGUAUCUGCGAUGGAAGCCAAGAUAUCAGGCUCUUUUAUGCUUCCUGGUCAAACACGGCCUACAUCUCAAACCCCCGGUGGUCCUGUUAAUGGAGGUAAUGGAGUGGCCCCAGGUUCGAUGAACAACUCCAAUUUCCCCGGGCAUCCAAACAUGAAUCCAAAUCACCACUGGGUCAAUCCCAACCAACAGAACGCUCACGGUCAUCCACAAAUGACGGCACAGCACCCUAACCAGUUCCAAAUGAAUCCCCAAGUUCGUGAUGGCAGUUUUGGGAUGCCCGGCUCGCUCCCCCCUAUUCAUUUCAAGCCUGCUCAAGGACAAUCAGGCCCCGUCGCUCAAACCCAAUCCUUUGCCCGACAGGCUCGCCGAUUAUACGUUGGUAACAUUCUCCAUACAGCUAAUGAAAUGAAUGUCGCCGAAUUUUUCAAUGCCAAGAUGAAAGAACUCGGACUUCUUGCUCGAAACAACGAAGAUGGUAUGGCGAUAUCAAUUAGUGAAAAUCCCGUCGUUGCAGUACAAGUCAAUCAUGAGAAAAACUAUGCUUUUGUUGAGUUUCGAAAUGCAGAGGAAGCGACACAUGGAAUGUCGUUUGAUGGAAUUAUCUUCCAAAAUCAGGCACUCAAGAUUCGAAGGCCCAAGGACUAUACCGGCCCUGAUCACGCAGGACCCACCCAUAUACCUGGAGUUGUGUCAACGAACGUGCCGGAUUCGCCGAACAAGAUCUUCAUCGGAGGCCUCCCAUCGUAUCUCACAGAUGACCAAGUUAUGGAGCUACUCAAAUCAUUUGGAGAGUUGAAGAGUUUCAAUUUGGUAAAAGACACGAGUAGUGGAGGUCAUGUUUCAAAAGGAUUUGCAUUUUGCGAAUAUGUCGACCCAGACCUGACGGACAUCGCUUGCCAAGGACUAAACGGUAUGGAGCUUGGGGAUCGAUAUCUAGUUGUCCAGCGAGCUCAGAUCGGACAGAACGCCAAGAAGGAAAAGGAAAACAAUCCCGAUGGACAGCGGAACAACUACAAUCAAUUCAACACUUUUGCUGGCGGACAAGCUACCGCGGCUGCUUCUAGUGUCCUGGCAGCGGUCAAGGGCGGCGAGGGGGAGAAGACGCGGGUGCUACAAAUGCUGAAUAUGGUCAAUCAGGAAGAAUUGGUAGAUGAUCAGGAAUAUGGUGAAAUCUUGGAAGAUAUUCGCGAUGAAUGCGGCAAAUACGGUAAAAUCGAAGGUGUCAGGAUUCCGCGGCCGAUCAAAAACGAAAAGGGUAGGAUUGAUUUACAGGCUAGCGAGUCAGUAGAGGGUCUCGGUAAAGUAUUUGUCAUGUUCGAGAAAGUGGAAGAAUGCGCUGCUGCUCUCUUGGCCAUCGCGGGUCGACAAUUUGCGGGUCGUGUGAUUAUAUGUGCUUACGCUCCGGAAGACGUCAUGACAGAAGGAUCAAAGCCAGAGCAGCCCCCAAAACCAGACGAAACCCCGGCUGAAGAAAAGCCUUCUGCAGAAGAAUCAUGA
Puccinia triticina is the source of this 1746-nucleotide messenger RNA. RefSeq lists its product as uncharacterized. Bases 1 to 1746 code for a protein of 581 amino acids. Lineage: Eukaryota; Fungi; Basidiomycota; Pucciniomycetes; Pucciniales; Pucciniaceae. Gene Ontology annotation, biological process: mRNA processing. Gene Ontology annotation, cellular component: nuclear speck; U2AF complex; nucleus. The transcript has 8 exons. The record is from RefSeq and is a predicted model, not a curated record. Gene Ontology annotation, molecular function: pre-mRNA 3'-splice site binding; poly-pyrimidine tract binding.